CUUAUUUGUCGCUCUUUUUUCUGUCAAAUUUCAUUCAUAAAUUGAAUUUCACCUGUUUGAUUGACAUUUUCUGGAGAAUUAAUUAAUAAAGAAGAUGGCAGACGUUGUUGCAGAGCUACAGAUGAACAUAGAAAAACUUGAGAAAGAUUUUGAAAAGUUGAAAACUGAGAAUGAAAAAGACAAAGCCAAUGAAGUUAAGAAGGAGCUGGACAGACUGAAGAAUAAACUGAAAGACCAACAAAAGAAGCAAAAAAGUGAGAAGCCACUUUCAAAUCAGGAACAGGACAGCCUAGCCAAAAAAGUUACUAGGUUAGGUUUGGAAUUUACUAAGGAAGAAAAUUUGUCAGAUUGGUAUUCUCAAGUGAUAACGAAGGCAGAGCUGAUUGAAUAUUAUGACGUAAGUGGUUGCUACGUGCUCAGACCCUGGUCCUACAGCAUCUGGGAGAGAAUCAAGGCCUGGUUUGAUGCUGAAAUUAAAAAAAUUGGUUUCGAAAACUGCUACUUCCCAAUGUUCGUUUCAAAUGCUGCUCUAGAGAAGGAGAAGUCUCACAUUGCUGAUUUUGCACCUGAGGUGGCCUGGGUAACAAAAUCAGGAACGACUGAAUUAGCAGAGCCAAUAGCAAUCCGGCCAACCAGUGAAACAGUGAUGUACCCGUCGUAUGCAAAAUGGGUUCAGUCUCACAGAGAUCUGCCAAUCAAGUUGAAUCAGUGGUGCAAUGUUGUGAGAUGGGAGUUCAAACACCCACAACCAUUCCUGAGGACCAGAGAAUUUUUGUGGCAAGAGGGGCAUUCUGCUCAUGCUAAUUAUCCAGAUGCUGAGAAGGAGGUGUAUUACAUUCUCGAUCUUUAUGCAUCAGUUUAUGAAGAUCUCUUGGCCAUCCCUGUUAUCAAAGGUAAGAAAACGCAGAAAGAAAAAUUUGCUGGUGGCGACUACACGACCACAGUUGAAGCUUAUGUGGCUGCUUCUGGCCGAGGAAUUCAGGCUGCCACAUCCCACCACCUUGGACAAAACUUUUCAAAGAUGUUCGACAUUUCCUUUGAAGAUCCGGAAACUCAUGAGAAACAUUUUGCUCAUCAAAAUUCUUGGGGCCUGACGACUCGAUCGAUUGGUAUAAUUGUUAUGGUGCAUGGUGAUAAUAAGGGAUUGGUUCUGCCUCCUAAGAUUGCUUCUAUUCAGGUAAUCGUAAUUACAUGUGGUGUAACGGCCCAGUUGAAAGAAGAGGAGAAAGAAAGUUUGAUGACAAAAUGUAACCAGUUGGUGAGCACAUUGAAGAAGGCUGACAUCAGAGCCUCUGCUGACCUGAGAGACAACUACAGUCCUGGCUGGAAGUUUAACCACUGGGAACUUAAGGGAGUACCAAUUAGGAUCGAAAUAGGACCUAGGGAUGUGCAAAAAAAUGAAAUGGUGGCCGUAAGAAGGGACACGGGUGAAAAAUUGACCAUAAAAUUUGACGGGGCAACUGAAAGCAUCAGUGCACUGUUGAAGACCAUUCAGGAGGGCAUGUUCAACAAAGCCAAGAAGGAACUGACGGACAACAUGGCAACAUGUUACAACUUCGAUGAAUUGUGUGCUGAAUUAGAGAGGAAGAAAAUUAUUGCGGCUCCGUUCUGCGGUGAGAUUGCGUGUGAGGACCAAAUUAAAAAGCUCAGUGCCAGGGAUGCGGUGACGGAGGAGGGGGGACCAGCCAUGGGAGCCAAAGGGUUGUGCAUUCCUUUCCAACAACCAGCCAACAUCAAAGAAACUGAUAAAUGCAUCGGACCUGACUGCACCAACAAACCUCAAUUCUUCACCAUUUUUGGCAGAAGUUACUGAUAUUGUCGCGGUGUCUUAUUAACUAUCUCACUUUCAUUAUUAUCAUUAAUGCAUAGCUUCAGGGGCGCUUGUAUAAAGGAUGACCUUUGUCGCUUCCGUAGACUUGGAUAAAAAAAAGUGCUUUGAUCGUUUCCUAGAAACCUAUCGAGAAUCUUGUAUAUUUAGCAGGGCCGCGUGUUUAAAAAUUAAAUAGUUGUUAAGUAUGAAAAUUGUCAUCUUUAUUGAUAUCCUUCGUUUAAAAAUGUAACUUUGUUUAACGUUAAUACAUUAAAAUGUUUAAAUUUGGAAGGCUUCAAUACGAAGCAGGCGAAAUACAAACAUCUAACACGGUA
This is a messenger RNA of Helobdella robusta, 2145 nucleotides long. RefSeq lists its product as hypothetical. Gene Ontology annotation, biological process: prolyl-tRNA aminoacylation. The transcript has 14 exons. Gene Ontology annotation, molecular function: proline-tRNA ligase activity; ATP binding. Gene Ontology annotation, cellular component: aminoacyl-tRNA synthetase multienzyme complex; cytoplasm. NCBI's taxonomy places the organism in Eukaryota, Metazoa, Annelida, Clitellata, Rhynchobdellida, Glossiphoniidae. The coding region runs from base 95 to 1813 and encodes 572 amino acids. The record is from RefSeq and is a predicted model, not a curated record.